Lathyrus sativus (Indian pea) is the source of this 1044-nucleotide messenger RNA. The record is from the annotation of a GenBank genome assembly. Lineage: Eukaryota; Viridiplantae; Streptophyta; Magnoliopsida; Fabales; Fabaceae.
AUGGCUGCAACUUCACCACCAUUGAAAGAUGAACUUGACAUUGUCAUCCCUACUAUAAGAAACCUAGAUUUCUUAGAAAUGUGGAGACCAUUCUUCGAACCUUAUCAUUUGAUCAUUGUUCAAGAUGGUGAUCCUACAAAAACCAUCAAUGUCCCACCUGGUUUUGAUUAUGAACUUUACAACAGGAACGACAUUAACAAGAUUCUUGGUCCUAGAGCUUCUUGUAUCUCAUUCAAAGACUCUGCAUGUCGUUGCUUCGGUUACAUGGUUUCCAAGAAGAAAUACAUCUUCACCAUUGAUGAUGAUUGUUUUGUUGCUAAUGAUCCAUCUGGAAACAAAAUCAAUGCGCUUCAGCAGCAUAUUACGAAUCUUCUGUGUCCUUCAACACCUUUGUUUUUCAAUACUCUCUAUGAUCCUUUUAGAGAAGGUGCGGAUUUUGUUCGCGGAUACCCUUUUAGUCUUCGCGAAGGUGUUCCUACAGCUAUCUCUCAUGGACUUUGGCUCAACAUUCCUGAUUAUGAUGCUCCUACACAGCUUGUCAAGCCACUUGAGAGGAACACUAGGUAUGUGGAUACUGUUUUGACAAUACCAAAAGGAACAUUGUUUCCAAUGUGUGGAAUGAAUUUGGCAUUUGAUCGUGAUCUCAUUGGACCAGCUAUGUAUUUUGGUCUCAUGGGAGAUGGUCAGCCUAUUGGACGAUAUGAUGAUAUGUGGGCUGGCUGGUGCUGCAAGGUGAUUUGUGAUCAUUUGGGGCUAGGAAUCAAGACUGGACUCCCCUACAUCUUUCAUAGCAAAGCAAGUAAUCCAUUUGUGAACUUAAGGAAAGAGUACAAAGGGAUAUUCUGGCAGGAAGAGAUCAUUCCAUUUUUCCAAAAUCUCGUUCUUUCACAAGAAUGCACAACUGUUCAAAAGUGUUACAUUGAAAUGUCAAAGCAAGUCAAAGAAAAACUUGGAAAGGUUGAUCCUUAUUUUGACAAAUUGGCAGAUGCUAUGGUCACUUGGAUUGAAGCUUGGGAUGAACUUAACCCUUCCAAGGCAUCUUAG